Messenger RNA from Closterium sp. Yama58-4, 1029 nucleotides. NCBI's taxonomy places the organism in Eukaryota, Viridiplantae, Streptophyta, Zygnematophyceae, Desmidiales, Closteriaceae. The record is from the annotation of a GenBank genome assembly.
AUGCAACGCUCUCUCCUCCGCGCACUCACCCGCUGCGCCUCGCAACACCGCAACGUUCUUCCCCCCACCCCCUUCCUUCCGCCCACCUCGCGCGCGCUCGCCGAUGAGCUGCCGCUGUUCGAACCGCGACCCGCCUUGCUGUCCGCAGCAUCGCCGCCCUCCGCCGAUCCUUCCGCCAUCCGCCUGCUCUCCCCCGCGUGCUCCCCUCCGCCACUCUCUCCGCCUCUCCUCGGCCUCCUGCCCCGCUUCCUUUCCUUCUCCGCGCCAACUCUCCGCGCGCCGCUCCUCCCCUCCGCGCCACUUCACGCUUCGCUGCUCUCCGCCGCGCCAUCCCGCGCCUUCCGCACGGCGGCCUCCGUGGCAUCCGCGCAAGCGGCGGGCAGCGGGGGAAGCGGGGGGCUGCUGACGCUGAACGCGCUGGCGGACAGGGAGGGCGCGCGCAGGACGGGGAAGCGCGUGGGGCGGGGGAUGGGGUCGGGGAAGGGGAAGACGGCGGGGCGCGGGCACAAGGGGCAGAAGGCGCGGGCAGGGCGCAACCCAAAGAUCGGGUUCGAGGGCGGGCAGACGCCGCUGCGCAUCCGCCUGCCCAAGCGCGGCUUCCACAACCCCUUCUCCCUCCGCUUCCAGGUGGUGAACGUGCGGGACGUGGUAAGGAAGGUGGAGGAGGGAGCGAUAGACGCGUCGCAUGUGAUCAGCAUGAAGACCCUCAAGGAUGCGGGGCUGGGGGGCAAGGCGAUGAGGGAUGGAGUGAAGCUGCUGGGGCGGGGGGCGCACCUGCUCUCCCUGCCGCUGCAUCUUGAGGUGAGCCGUGUGUCAGAGUCGGUGCGCAGGGCGGUGGAGGUAGCGGGGGGCAGGGUGACACGGGUGCACUACAACGCGCUGGGCCUGCGCGCGCUGCUCAAGCCGCACUGGUUCGCCAAGAAGGGCCGCCUGCUGCCGCGCCCCGCGCGCCCCCCACCGCGCAUUCUGCAGCUCGGCCUCGUCGAUGCCGUCGGCACGCUGCCUGCUCCCACACACCCCGUAACAUGA